Endocarpon pusillum Z07020 is the source of this 1215-nucleotide messenger RNA. RefSeq lists its product as uncharacterized. The record is from RefSeq and is a predicted model, not a curated record. The coding region runs from base 1 to 1215 and encodes 404 amino acids. The transcript has 3 exons. Lineage: Eukaryota; Fungi; Ascomycota; Eurotiomycetes; Verrucariales; Verrucariaceae.
AUGGGGGCAACCAACUCGACACAAUCAUCCGUCACCCUCAAGACACCCCGAGGCAGCCUCCGCGGCAUCCAGCUUUCAGACGCCGCAACUAGUAAACCAGUCUACCACCGUUACACCCGAAUUCCCUACGCUCUUCCACCCGUCGGUCCUCUACGCUGGCAGAAGCCACAUCGUCUGCCCGAUGAUUUCUCUUUCAAUACCAACGAAGACGGGCCGGGAGACUACACUUCUUUUGGUCCGAUCUCUCCUCAGCCCAUCUACAAUCAUGAAUCCGCUCGACUGUAUCCUCCGGAAGCUGCUCCGGAGCCGGCGAAUGUGCAGAGCGAGGAUUGCCUGUAUCUGAAUGUCUGGGUUCCGGCGGGACGAGAUAGGGAGAGGCCGGCGGCCGGCUGGCCAGUGCAAUUUUAUAUUCAUGGAGGCUGGCUCCAAGUCGGCGAUGCAAUGCAAAACAACACCAACGAGCCCUUCGACCUGCUUCUCCACACCUCUCAUCCCCGGAUCAUCGUCUCACCAACCUACCGGCUCAACAUCUUCGGCUUCCUCUGUGCCCCCAGUGACCCUAACUCCCCCUCCUCCUCCCCCUGCCCCGGGAACUUCGGCUUCUGGGACCAACGCCUCGCCCUAGAAUGGACCCACGCCCACAUCUCCUUCUUCUCCGGAAACGCCAACAACAUCACCCUCGGCGGUCUCUCCGCCGGCGCCCACUCCGCCAUGUUCCAACUCACCUACUCCGCCAGCCGAUCACGCCCCGAAUCCUCACCCCUGAUCCGCCGGCUCUACCUCUGGUCCAACGUCGUCGGCAUCCAACCCAACCCGCCCACCUCCCCAGCCAUCCACUCGCAAUUCAACCAAGUAACAACCCACUUCAACAUCGCCGCCUCCCUCCCAACCUGUGAAAAACUCUCCAUCCUCCGCACCAUACCCGCCCACAAUCUGGUCGCGGCAAUACCGCAUCUAGAACUGCACACCUUCCGCGCGGUGACCGACGAGGAAUUCAUCCCCUCGGAUUUCCUCUCCUCAAUCUACCACCCGGACCCCGACCCCGACGCAUCCGGAUCCGGAUCCACCAACUUCUCAUCCCGCCUGAAAACAAACCGAGUCAAGAUCCUGCUGGGCGAAGUCCAGGACGAAGCGCGCCUAUACCGAUUGCAACUACUACCCGUCGCGCGUCGUGGACGCACUGUUAAAUCACUACCGCCUUCCUACUCCUCCUAA